UUUAUUUAUGAAUCUACAAGCACUUCUGACUGUAGAAUGGGAUAUAAAAGAAGAGUUCUGUUCAUUCUGUGCAUCUUCUCCAUUCUGCAACCAACAUCAGCUUUCCAGAUUCAUCUUCCUGACUCGACUUACGAAAUUCAAAACGACUUUAAGCAACAGACAGCAACAACAACAGCAAUUAAGACAAGCUCCAGCAGAGACCAAUAAGCUAAAGGAGACACGACGAAAGGAUCAAGUCGAAGACAAAUAGCAAGCAAUGUCUUCUGAAGAAGUGCCCAAGGAGCAGCAAAUUGCUGAUGCGAGAGACGGCUUACUAAAACUCAACCCAGGGAGGAGUCGACAGUGGGCUGAACUCUGGGCAAAAAGUCUCAUCGAACUUAAAUAUGCUCAAGCUCCCAGGAUAAUUAAAGGCAACCCACGCCCUAAAGCUGCGCAUACAUUUAGUAAGGAGACUAGCAAAGGUCAGAGCGGUUCUGGUGGAAAGACACCCGGUGGAAAGACAUCUAUUGGCAAGGCUCCUAGUGGAAAGACCCUCGAAGGAAAGACUCCCAGUGCAGAAACUCGAGGUGAAAAGACUCCUGCUGGCAAGACCUCUGAUAGCAAGACUCCUGGCGGAAAGGCAUCUGGUGGAAAGGCGUCUGGUGGAAAGGCGUCUGGUGGAAAGGCGUCUGGUGGAAAGGCGUCUGGUGGAAAGGCUUCUAGUGAGAAAACAGGAACCGGAAAGGGAAAGACGGAAUCAAAAUAAUAGAUCUCAAUAGUGGCAGCAGCAUCAUCUCAAGUCUGUUAUGUCAAGAUCAUCUCCGUUGGCACCGGAU
Molecule: messenger RNA, 815 nt
Organism: Mollisia scopiformis
Lineage: Eukaryota; Fungi; Ascomycota; Leotiomycetes; Helotiales; Mollisiaceae
Exons: 1
Coding region: 257-745 (162 amino acids)
Source: RefSeq, a predicted model, not a curated record